Messenger RNA from Astyanax mexicanus (Mexican tetra), 1076 nucleotides. RefSeq names its product myosin, light chain 13 (gene myl13). The transcript has 7 exons. Gene Ontology annotation, cellular component: myosin II complex. Bases 16 to 723 code for a protein of 235 amino acids. The record is from RefSeq and is a predicted model, not a curated record. NCBI's taxonomy places the organism in Eukaryota, Metazoa, Chordata, Actinopteri, Characiformes, Acestrorhamphidae. Gene Ontology annotation, molecular function: calcium ion binding.
CCCUUUUAAGGCACCAUGCCGGGGCAGGAGGGGCGUGGGUACCUGAGAGGGCGGAGGAUAAAAGCCCCCCGGCGUCUACUGAUCUUUACCCAGAGCGUGUCUGAGCCUCAGCCGUCCACCCAGCCUCUCCUUCCUCUUCAUCUCACAGCCCAUCCAUCCAGAGCCAUGGCCCCCAAGAAGAAGGAAGAGCCCAAACCCGCAGCCCCCAAGCCCCCAGAGCCCGAGCCCGUCAAGGAGCCCGAGUUUAACCCGGCUGAGGUGCAGCUCGAGUUCACCGCCGAGCAGAUCGAGGACUUCAAGGACGCGUUCCAGCUGUUCGACAGAACGCCCACCAACGAGAUGAAGAUCACCUUCGCUCAGUGUGGAGACGUGAUCCGAGCGCUGGGGCAGAACCCCACCAACGCUGAGGUCAUGUACGUCCUUGGGAAGCCCAAAGCUGAAGACAUGAAUGUAAAGAUGCUGGACUUCGACGAGUUCCUGCCCCGGUUCCAGUUUAUCUGCAAGGCUAAAGGUCGCGGCACCUUUGAGGACUUCGUAGAGGGUCUGAGGGUCUUCGAUAAGGAGGGAAACGGCACAGUGAUGGGCGCUGAGCUCCGACACGUCCUCGCCACCCUGGGUGAGAAGAUGAAGGAGGAUGAGGUGGAGCAGCUGAUGGCUGGUCAGGAGGACGCUAACGGCUGCAUUAACUAUGAGGCGUUUGUGAAGCACAUCAUGGCUGGCUGAGCAGAUUGUCUUUUCUGAAGAACGUCGGCUGAGGAUGCGAAGUGUUCGCACAGCUUCUUCUUUCCUUCUCUUCCUUUUUUCCUUUUCUUUUCUUACUUUUCUUUCCUCUUCUUUUCUUUUCUUCUCUUUUUGUAUAAACCAUUUCACACCUCGUCCACUGGUCUCUCCAUCCUCCAUCUACGACCACUGUCUCGGACGCUCUUCCUAUUCUUCUUCUUCUUCUUCUUCUUCUUCUUCUCCUUUUCUAAAGUCUGUACAGCCAAAUCAUGUUCUGACUCUACUGUAUGUCCUCACUGUCUCGUUUUUGUGGAUAAAAAAUGAAAAGGUUUAAAUAAACAUUGUGAUUGAGUAAA